Austrofundulus limnaeus is the source of this 2194-nucleotide messenger RNA. RefSeq names its product glutamate receptor, ionotropic, kainate 4 (gene grik4). NCBI's taxonomy places the organism in Eukaryota, Metazoa, Chordata, Actinopteri, Cyprinodontiformes, Rivulidae. Gene Ontology annotation, cellular component: membrane. The record is from RefSeq and is a predicted model, not a curated record. Gene Ontology annotation, molecular function: ligand-gated monoatomic ion channel activity.
ACUGACACCUUACGAGUGGUACAACCCCCACCCCUGUCUAAAGGGACGCUGCAACUUGCUGAUCAAUCAGUACUCUCUUGGCAACAGUUUCUGGUUCCCUGUUGGAGGGUUCAUGCAGCAAGGAUCCACCAUUGCUCCCAGAGCUCUGUCUACACGCUGUGUCAGUGGAGUGUGGUGGGCCUUUACUUUAAUCAUCAUCUCUUCAUACACCGCCAACCUGGCUGCCUUCCUAACAGUUCAGAGGAUGGAGGUACCGAUUGAGUCAGUGGACGACCUGGCAGAUCAGACGGCGAUAGAGUACGGCACCAUGCACGGAGGCUCCACAAUGACCUUCUUUAUGAACUCUCGGUACCAGACCUACCAGCGGAUGUGGAACUUCAUGCAUUCCAAGCAGCCCAGCGUGUUCGUGAAGAGCACAGAGGAGGGGAUCGCKCGUGUCCUCAACUCGAACUAYGCCUACUUGYUGGAGAGCACCAUGAACGAGUACUACCGGCAGAGGAACUGUAACCUGACUCAGAUCGGAGGCCUGCUGGACACCAAGGGCUACGGCAUCGGCAUGCCGCUGGGAUCAGUGUACAGGGAUGAGUUUGACCUUGCCAUCCUCAAACUGCAGGAGGACAAUCGUUUAGAAAUUCUCAAAAGGAAAUGGUGGGAUGGUGGCAAGUGUCCAAAGGAGGAAGACCACCGUGCUAAAGGUCUCGGUAUGGAGAACAUCGGUGGCAUCUUUGUGGUGCUUGUAUGUGGCCUGCUGGUGGCCAUCUUUAUGGCUGUGCUGGAGUUUGUUUGGAUGCUAAAACAAGCACCAGGAAAUGAGCAGUCAGUGUGUGAGGAGAUGCUGCGGGAGCUCCACGGGAUUGUGUUGUGCCGCGACAGCCUGCAGGUGAGGCGUCGGCGKGCGGCGUCCAUGCUGCGCCCUCGACCUUUGCCCCUGGAGGAGCGUCGAGCGCGGGCCGCCGCCGUCAGCCUCAGCAACGGCAAACUAUGCGGGGGCACGGGUCUGCCCGAGCCCCUCUCCCACAGACUCGCACAGGAGGCUGCCCUGGUCGCGAGGGGGUGCAGCCACAUUCGGAUUUGUCCCGAGUGCAGACGCUUCCAGGGACUGAGGAUGCGUCCCUCGGGGGCCACGGGGACCCUUCCGUCUCCCACGCACAGUGAGGAGAGCAUAGAGUGGGAUAAGACCACAAAUAGCAGUGAACCUGAAUAACGCUUGGGAAAUCCAAUUGACUUUUUCCAGCAAACCACCUCUUUUUUUUUCCAGGGAUCAAAAACUUUGUGGUAUUUUUAUUCAGCCAUUCGGAGCUUGUUCUUGAAUGGCAGGACGAUUCAUUUCGUCCUCGAGGCAACAGCCUGAAGUCAGUUUCAGGAACCUCUUUGGGUAAAUUUAUACCUCGGUCAGAGGAGAAACUGAUGAGCCUGUCUCGUGGUCUGUCCCUGUUGGCCCUUUGUACCCUACAAAGCAGGACAGACAUUAGCAGCUAUGGGGCAUUUGUACUAUGCAGUAUUUUCAGUCAUUUAUCAUUGUGCUGUUUCUUUUUUUUCUCUUUUUUUUCCUGUUUAAAUUAUUUCUGUCCUCUGAAUAUCAUUACUAAAUAUUGUUAAUCUGUUCUUUAAAAACAACUUUUUUUAUCUGAACCUGUAUUGCCUCUAAAAGAGCUGCAAAGGGGAACAGAGUAAUCCAAGGUCGUUCUUCAUAAUCCUUUUAUUUUUAAAGUGCCAAAAACAACGAGCGUUGUGGCUGAAGGAAGCACCGCAGCCUUGAGAAGACAACAAACUCUGAAAAACACACAGACUUCUUUUGUAGUAACAAUAUUCUAUUAAAAAAUAUUUUAACUGUUGGUAUCUCUGAAAGACAGUGCUGUAUGUCGAGAGGUGUUGGCAGCUGGUCAAACGAGKGAUUUUUGAAGUGGUGACCAUAACUGAAAAUAUGUUUCGCUCCCAAACACCUACCAAAAACACCUCCAGUUUUUUCUCGUUUUUUUUCCGUCAGUGUCAGGACAUUACUCUCUUCUCCAUUUGUAUUCCACACUUAUUCAUCAUCUUAUCAGCAGGCUCCUCUGUGAUCUCUCAUUUAUAUCCGCACCUGUUUGUGGCACAUUAUUCACUGUAAGAGACCAUUUUCUGCAGCACACAUGAUCAGGAAUGAUUUAAUGUGAUUGAAACCCAGCAUAUAUUAGAAAUAACCAAAAUAAAUAAG